Messenger RNA from Amaranthus tricolor (Joseph's coat), 378 nucleotides. RefSeq lists its product as uncharacterized. The record is from RefSeq and is a predicted model, not a curated record. Lineage: Eukaryota; Viridiplantae; Streptophyta; Magnoliopsida; Caryophyllales; Amaranthaceae. The coding region runs from base 1 to 378 and encodes 125 amino acids. The transcript has 2 exons.
AUGGGUUCACAGAAUUAUGGAGUGUGUAACGACAGUUUCUUAUUCUUUCUUGGUGAAUGGGCAGUUGAGGCUAACACAGUUCAAAACAUUUUGAGUCAUUAUGAAGUUUUGUCUGGUCAAAAGGUUAAUGUGGAGCAAAGCGAGAUCUCGUUUAGUAAUAAGCUUGAGCCUAGGACCCGUCACCUUAUCAGGAUUUCUUUGGGUUUUGUGGAGGUUGCUAUGCAUGGCAAAUACUUAGGUCUCCCUACGAUUUUUGAUAAAUCUAAGAAGAUUUCUUUUACGGCUGUACGUGAUAGGGUGUGGAAGAAAUUGCAAGGUUGGAAAGAGAAGUUGCUUUCGAGAGCGGGGAAAGGGGUUCUUAUUAAAGUUGUUGUUUAG